Messenger RNA from Gossypium raimondii (Peruvian cotton), 693 nucleotides. RefSeq names its product 54S ribosomal protein L51, mitochondrial. Bases 160 to 519 code for a protein of 119 amino acids. NCBI's taxonomy places the organism in Eukaryota, Viridiplantae, Streptophyta, Magnoliopsida, Malvales, Malvaceae. Gene Ontology annotation, molecular function: structural constituent of ribosome. Gene Ontology annotation, biological process: mitochondrial translation. Gene Ontology annotation, cellular component: mitochondrial large ribosomal subunit. The transcript has 4 exons. The record is from RefSeq and is a predicted model, not a curated record.
GCCAUUGCCGCUUCGUUGCUACCGGUGUUAUCCCUUUUUCCUUGAUUUUUUUUGGCUAUUAUAUCUGUUUGGGUUGAAUAAAUUGAAUUAGUUGAGUUUUGGUUAUCCUUUUUUCGAACUUUCAGCUCUUUGUAGUGAAAUUUCAAAUCCCUCUCAAAGAUGGCAUUGCGAGGAGUUUGGCAACUUAAAAAACUGAUAGUAAGCUAUUGUGAUUGGGGAGGGAGUAGCAGGGGCAUCAGGGCAUUUAUGGAGUCGGAGUUACCGACUUUUAAAGAGAAAAACCCUCAGCUCGAGGUGGUUACUGAGCUCAUUCGUGGGCAGCAUCCACAUUUGAAGGGCUUUUACAAGAACAAAAACGAGCGGGUGGUAUGCGUGAAGAAUAUGACUCCUGAAGAUAUCCUUCUUUAUGCAACCAGACUAAGAAACGCAUUGGGAAGAAAGGUGGUGAAAUUGAAGACAAGGCAUGUAACCAAACACCCCAGUGUGCAAGGUACAUGGACAACUGAUGUGAAAUUUUGAGAUACAAUAGUACAGGUUGUUCAAAAUUUUGUCAGUAUGUUUCUUUGUUGUUCUAUUUAGCCAUGAAGGCAACUUUGCCGAAACAUUCUCCUCGUUGGAGGUAAAUGAAACUGUUGUGUAAUGGACAAAGCCUAAUGAUGUCGUAAUAGAUGAUUGGACCCAAAUAUUUAAUAA